Messenger RNA from Beta vulgaris subsp. vulgaris (sugar beet), 1394 nucleotides. RefSeq lists its product as hypothetical. The record is from RefSeq and is a predicted model, not a curated record. Bases 202 to 1023 code for a protein of 273 amino acids. Gene Ontology annotation, biological process: response to salt stress; response to hydrogen peroxide; protein complex oligomerization. NCBI's taxonomy places the organism in Eukaryota, Viridiplantae, Streptophyta, Magnoliopsida, Caryophyllales, Amaranthaceae. The transcript has 6 exons.
AGGACCAUGAAAUAAAGAAAAGAGUGAUCUUCCCUAUCCACCCAACUCCACUAGAAAAGAAAAAAAUAAUUGAUCACACAAUUAAAAUAUCCCUCAUCAAUCAUCACAUAAACCCAAUUAACACAACUUGCAAAUUAAAAACUUGAGACUCACUCUCUAGUCUCUUCCAGGUGUGUGUAACUGCAAAGAGUGAGAAGAAUAAUGGAGAGUCAAGUAGUAAAGCGUAGAAUCAACACCAUUUCUGGUCAUUUGGCUGCUCGAAUUGUCACUGAGGAUGUCAAUGCACCCAAUACUCACUUAUUUCCUUUGAAUUGCAGCAGCGAUUUGAACACUUCAUUUAGAAGGCUUGAUAGCAGAAUGCUAUAUGGACGUCAAGCAUCUGCCUCUCAAGGCUAUUUUAUGAGACAGGCUAUGAGUUCUACAGACAAGGGAAAUCUAGUUGCCAGAUCUGGUGUUUGUUCAGCUAAGUGCGUAAAUGAAGCAAAGACUACUGCCCCUGAGCGACCAUCAUAUGCGCGUCCUGCCUCCUCAGAACCACUCUUUUCUAGACCAGUUCAGGAGGAUUUUAACUGCAAUAACAUUUGUGAGGCCGAAACCUUCAAACAGGAUAAGACAUUACCUGCAUCAAAGUGCCCCACAUCUGUCCUGCCGCAAGAGAAGCAGGUUUCUAGGAGACAGAUGUUUUCUUCUCAAAUCAAUGGUAUUGGAACAGGAUGGUCACCAAGGAUAAACGUUAUCGAAUCCAAAAGCAGUCAUGUCAUCACAGUAGAACUUCCUGGUGUGGAGAUCAAUGAUAUUAGAGUGGAGAUGGAUGAUAAAAACUUAAUUGUGCGAGGUAUACGCUCGAUGAAGUGGUGGAAGAUAGCAGGUUGUCCAAAUGAUUCUUUAGCCACUUACCAUAGGAGGGAGAUUGCGCAGGGACCAUACAAGAUCAUAUGGCCGCUUCCACCUGGUGCAGACAAGAACUCCGUGUCUGCUGAGCUUGUGGAGGGAAUACUUCAUAUCACAAUCCCAAAACUUUGAGACCGAUGAUUUAGAAAUGAAGAUAUUAUAUAUGACUGGAUUUAUUCACAUAAGAGAACAGAUGAUUCUACAUACAUAUCAGAAGAUGCAGAGAAUGUUUAAGUAUGAAAAUAUGUACCCUUUCUUAUACAUUCUCCUGUGUGUGUAAGUAGAUAUAUCAGAAGAUGCAGAGAAUGUUAAGUAUAAAAAUAUGUACCCUUUCUUAUACAUUCUCCUGUGUGUGUGAGUAUAUAUCAGAAUUCAGAAAGAUGUACAAUCUUGUGUUAUCUACCCUUUGUUACAUCUUCUCCUGUUGAAGCGUGUAGGGUUGCAUAUUUUCCAGUUUUUAGUUAUACUUUGAUUUCGAUACUAAAGAAAAAUCUCCUGGCUGA